AGCAGUGAAGGAGAUGUCUGCAAUAUGUCUGACUAUUCGAAAAUAUUUUUAGAUUUACUUAGGAUCUUAUGAAUUAUUUGAUUUUCUCUAAGUUGUCAAUAAUAUGGAGUACCCAUGACAAUUAUUGUGAUCAGAUCGAUAAGAAGAUACUCGAGAAGAAGAUUAUGUAUUGUUGAGGAUCGUAGAGAGGUUUAUCGUGCGACACGAAGAUAUGCAUGUCACGACCGAAGUGUGAAACCGUGGCUCGGACUAAGUGCGCAUUAUAACCUUGCGCGCUUGCUUUGAUCGCGUUGCAGUAAAUGUUUCACCAGGCUGGUGAACUACAUUCUGCAAAUAUGGAACAACUGGUGCAGUGUCCCGUGUGCACACUUUAUUUACACAAUGGCAUGAGUUUAGAGUCUCAUUUAGAUACUCAUCCCAAAGAUCAAGUUAUAAAAGCUUUAUGCAGUCUUGCAAAUAAAAGUGGCAGUAGUUAUGGAAGUCGAACUUCAACUCCACUACAUUCGGAGCGGUCUUACAGAAGUAGAUCUCGUACUCCGGCAACAGAGGAUCGGUGGACUAGUUCUCAUCGAGGUAGCGAUAAUGAUAGAUACUGGAGGAGAACUCCCAGCAGAGCAUCAAAGUCCAGUCAGAUCCUUACAAAUUCUCGUAUUGGUACACCUGAUCCUAGAAUUGGUGACAUUAAUUAUGAGAAUAACAUAACAAACUCUGUUCCUUAUGGGGUUGGGCCUCCUUAUUCUAUAAAAAAUGAUAAACAUCAGUCAACCUAUCCAGGCAUACCAACACUCUCUGAAUUUGAUCAACAGUAUGCUUAUUACCAAGACUCUCCAGAAGAUAGGGAAAUAAAAUAUUCACGAAGUGCAGAGUAUUCUUCAUUAGAUAGUAGUAGCACUGUUUUUACUCAUACUAUGCCAGUAGCAAGCUCUGGUGUGAAGUUACAAACUACAUUAGUACCUGCGCCUAGCAGAGGGAAUGAAACUAUUGUGAAAGUGUUACCAAAACCAAAUAAUAUACUUGUAAAGACAAAUGUUGGCGGGGUGCAGUACAUAACUCCAGGAGUGAAGCCAAUGCACGUUAUGGUACCUACAACACCAACUUUUGUUCAAAAAAAUGUACAAAAUAAUAUGAUAAUGACAAGUAGCAUCCCCGGUACGCAAAUGGUAGAUAGUAAAGCGGUCCCACCUCCUUUAUCCACAAAUCAGUUUAAUCAAAUGACAAGUAGCACUUUCACACCAGGAACUACAGUCGUACAAAAUUCUCAGAUUAUUUAUAGAGAAAUGGUUCAUAACAUUGAUGGUAAGAGAUUUAUUUCAUGUGUGCCUUCAGUACUUAGCCGUGAAAAUGUGACUAAUGUCUCUCAAGGUACUUCUAUGUAUCAAAAUGUUAUGGUUUUAGAUCAACUGGGGAAUGCUUCUUGUAUGUAUACUACACCUCCACAAGUUGUAACAAAACCAUGUACUUCGUCAAUCUAUGGUGAUAACAUUACACAUAUACCGAGCAGUACAACAGCACAUGUUGAAAAGACAAUGCCUAAUACAAAUGAUUGUAAUAAAACAUUGAUAAUUGAAGUUGGUCCCAUUGUGCCCCCUACUUCAGAAACUGCUUUAGCAAGUACUAGUUCUAUAACCACACAAACAAAUAUUAAUAAAACAGAUAAAUCUGAUAAGAGGGACAAGCUGGAGAAAAGUGAAACACCUGGUCCUAGCAAAGGACUGAAAAUUCUAAGUAAUAUUAAAGUGGAGGUACCAGUUCAACAUAAUAAAAAUAUGUUGAACACUGUCAUGGAUUUGACUGGCCCAAAUGAAUCAGAAUAUGUAGAAAGGCCCAUUACUCCAGAAAAAAUUCUACCUGAUUUAGAUGAAAACAAUGAUAAUAUUGAUAACAGUCAGAUUUUGUCUGAUGAUUGUACCCAACCAUCAAUAUCAAGCAGUGACAGUAUAGUCUCCCAUACAUUCUCUGUUAUAAAGAACGUGGGAAAUCCACCUUCAUACAAAGAAUCUAAAUCUAGUGUAAUGGAUAGUAAGAUUGAAACUGAGUUUUCAGACAGUUGUCCUGUUCCUGAUUUGAUAUGUAAUGAGAAACCAUCAAUAUCACCAUGUAGUGAGUUGUCUGAAAAUGGAGAGAAUUCCAUAGAUCAUACUUCUAUUAGUCCUUCAUCGUCCCAUAACAAUCAACAAGUGAAUGUAGAUAACACAUUUGAAAAGAAAACUCUUCAACCGAAGACUUAUAGACAUAAUGCUUUGAGGUUAAACAAUAUAUUUGUAAAGAAGCACAAGAAAAUUUUACAGAUUAAAAAUGUUAAGACCUUUCCUGUUACUAACAGCUCGAUACAGAGUGAAACUGAACCUAGAGCGUCCUCAUCAUCUUGCAGAUCACCAGAAAACUAUUCUAUAACCAAACUUAAUCAUACAGAGAAUAAUGAAAUCCAAGAGAAGUUGAGUACUUUAAAUACAAUAUCUGUUGAACAGAUUACAAUAUUGAAUGAUGAUGAUCACCAUGGUUUUGAUGCUGACACUGAGGAGCAAUCUAUGGAUAUUGAGCCUGUGGCUUCAUCUAGCUCUUUACAUGAUAAAUUAACAACUAGUGUUGAGGUGGUUCAAGUAAAAGAGGAGGCAAACACUAGUAAUGAAGAUGGCUUCAGCAAUAAUGAAAAUAGUCUCACAAAUCGCGGCAGUAUGACACCCUUAGAAACUUUACGCCCAAUUAAUGUUAUCACAUAUGGUAAUAUGGCGCCGGGAGAUUUUGAUGAUGACUCCAACCAUAGAGAACUUUUGGAAUUAGAAGCCUCAUCCAAGAAUAAGCAGUUUGUUAGUAUGAUGAAUGAAAAUUAUUUUGGGGAUAAUAUCUAUGCAGAUUACUUUACGCCUGAAAGGGAAUCACUAGAUUCAGAGAGGGCGGGUUUCUCAAAGGAAGGUCCAAAAGAUGGUAUGUACAUUUGGGGUGAAUCAUCACACAAAGAGAGUGAAUUCGUUUUACCGAAUUUCAUACAUGAGAGUUAUAAGAUUGCUGACAGUAACGGGAUUGAUUAUUCAGAUGUGGGUAAUAGGUCUGGACAUUUGGAAGGUGACCGCGACAGCAAGACCGACGUGCUGAGCGAAGGGCAGAGCGAGCCGCCUUUGAAUAUCUGUGCCGAUGAGCGCAUGCCGCCCCGCGGCGAGCUCAGCGGCCAGGAAAGCAACGGUGACAUGGAAUCAUCUUGGAGUGGGAUAUACCAAGACAUACCGCCAGCGGAGCCUUAUGAUUUGAUAGCACGUGAGAGUUGGGUGUCUGAUGGCUCUGAAAUGGAUCCAAAUGAAAAGCGGGAUAAUUUAGAUGAGGAAUUGUAUCCGAAAGUGCGUGGUAAUGCUUGCGCGCAUUGUGGUGCAAAGUUUGCGUCCGCCAAAGAGUUGCGAGCGCACAAAUCGAGUUCGCACCCGCUAUCUGAACCCGCGGAGAAAACGUACAGUCGCAUGCUGACCGCGCGCGCCAUCAAGAAAGAGGAGAAACCUGAUGAAACAGCACUACAAGCGGCAGCUAGUAUGAUGCCCAUAGACUCGAAGGAGUCGAUAGCGACUACAAUGUUACAAGUUUAUGAUGCGAUGUCGGAGGCCAAGCCUAAGAUAGAGGGAGAGAUCAUUAAACAGGAGCCCAAGCAGAGAAGGAGACGUGAUUACGUCUGCCCUACAUGCAAGGUGGAUCAGUUGACGGACGCAGCGUUCCACGCUCAUCUCAAAAUACACCCGCUCGAGUGUCUCACUUGCGGCAAAUGUUUCUUCCGGCGAGCGAACUUGGCGUUGCACAUCAAGACUCACUUGGGUAUCAAGAACUUUAAAUGUGAAGUAUGCGAGAAACGUUUUAUAACAAAGCAGAAGUUGAUGGAACACCACAACAUACACACGGGCCGAACGCCUGUCAAGUGCACGAUCUGUGAUGAAACCUUCCGGAGAUACUCGAACAUGCUCCAACACAGGGACCGGCACCACUUCCAAAAGAAGCCGAAGGUGCGCGACUUCGUGUGCCAGUGCGGCGCGGUGUUCCAGUCGCGCGCCAAGCUGCAGUGGCACCGCGAGACGCACGAGCCGCGGCCGCGCGCCUGCCCCUACUGCAGCGACAAGUUCGUGCACGCGGCCUCGCUCACGCGCCACGUGCGCCGCACGCACAACGUCUACUACCUCGCCGACAAGCAGAAGGGCAAGGCCGAGAACGUUCCGUGCCCGGUGUGCAAACAGAUAUACCUCCGCACGAAUCUGCGCGCGCACCUGCUGACGCACAGCGGGUCGCGCGCGCACGUGUGCGUCAUCUGCAGCAAGGCGUUCACCACCAAGUGGAACCUCAAGCUGCACCGCUGGACGCACAUGACGCGCUCCUACAAGCCGUACCGCUGCACACUCUGCAAGGGCGCGUUCAUCCGGCACGCGGAGUACGUGGCGCACAUGAACGCGCACCGCGCGGUGCGGCCCUACACGUGCAACUACUGCGGCUGCCAGUUCAUACGCAAGUACAACUGCCAGCGGCACGUGCGCGAGCACGAGAACGACAAGAAAUACGUAUGCAAGGUGCCGGAGUGCGGUAAGUCGUUCCACAGAAGUUAUUAUUUAUCGGAACACAUGAAGGUCCAUAGCGGGGUGCGGCCGUUUUCCUGUCACAUAUGUGGGAAGACGUCGAGCAACAAAUCUAAUCACAACAAACAUCUGAAAAUACACCACGCCAGAGAACCGGUCGCCACGGAAGCGUAGAUUAGACUGACUACCAACCGAUGGGUCUGUAAGUGCUAUAUAGAGUAAGUUUUUAAUCAGUGCACAUAUAAUUUAAAUAUUAACGUUUACUUUAAUAAUUAUGAACGUUUUAAUAUGUAAUAAACAAAGUGCAGGUAAGUCUAUAAAAGUCGGUCAUUAACCUUGCACAGUAGGGUGACCAUAAGUAGCAAUGUGUUUAAAGACGCCUCUCUUUUUAACUUUAUCUCUGAUAAAAAAAAGAUAAAACUUAUGAUUUACAACAAGGAAGAAAAUAAUUAAAAUUUGUGCACUGUUUAAAAAAACCUUGUAGAAUUCCAUAUUUAAUUUUUACGGAAUAUACUGAAGUUACCUUUACGAGUUUAGUUUUCAAAAGGUCUGAGAUCUUUUUAACACAUGUUUGAGGAGAAUCUAUUCUGUAUUUAAUGGAUAAAGUCUGUUUUGUGGCGCAUAAAAGAGAGCGAGAUAGUCGGUUGGUGAUUGCGCAUCGUUUUAUUCUUUUGUCAGUAAUGUAUCUUUGUUAAAGCGUUUCUUAAUAGUCACCUAACGAAUUAGACGAAUAAGUUUCGUCUAUUGUGGAUUAUGUUGAUCAAUUGAUCUCUGCUUUAACAUCACGAUUCCAUCAACCUUGCUGUACCCAAUUCACUACGCGUACUAGCCAGCCAGUAUUUAUUUGUUACCCGUACUGAAUAUUGCAACACAACUGUCAAUUACGUCACCAAAAUGGCGGACAGAUGCAUUAGUAAUUUAUCUAGUACUGCGACUUUGUUGGUGUUUUAUAAUCCUGACCAACUCAAUCCUACACAACGCCUAUGUAAUAAUAAUAUUAAUAAUAAACUUUAUUUGCAUUUCCAACAAUACAUUCUAAUUUACAACUGAUUAAGAU
Molecule: messenger RNA, 5598 nt
Organism: Diatraea saccharalis (sugarcane borer)
Lineage: Eukaryota; Metazoa; Arthropoda; Insecta; Lepidoptera; Crambidae
Source: the annotation of a GenBank genome assembly